AUGCCAAAUUUAUACUUCGUAAUAAGAUGGUUAUGCAAAGCAAUUGUAAGAUCUUUAUUUAGAGAUGUGAAUGUUAUAAAUCCUGAAAAUGUACCAUUAUAUGGGUCAGUUAUAUUUGUAGGAAAUCAUAAUAAUCAAUUUAUUGAUGCAUGUGUGUUAGUAGCAAAUAUACCAAGACAAGUAAAAUUUAUAGUAGCUGAAAAAUCUAUGAAAAGAGCAGUUAUAGGUAAGUUGGCUAGUAUUAUUGGAUGCAUAAGUGUAAAAAGACCACAAGAUUUGAAAUUUAAAGGAAUUGGUAAUAUCUUUUGGGAAAUAGGAGAUAUAAGAAUAAAAGGAGUCAAUACAAGAUUUAGAUUAGAUGUUCAGAUUGGGGAUAAAUUAAUGACACAAAAUAAAAUUUUUUGUGUUACUAAAAUUGAAUCAGAAACUGAAUUGCUUAUUCAAGAAGCUAUAAAUAUAGAAUGUGACGAUAAAGUUAAUGGGGUUCCUUUUAAAAUAAUACCAAAAGUAAAUCAAAGUGAUGUAUAUAAUUUAGUCACUAAUAGUUUAAAAAAUGGAGAUACUAUAGGAAUUUUUCCAGAAGGAGGAUCUCAUGAUAGAACAAAUUUGUUACCAUUAAAACCAGGUGUUGCUAUUAUGACAUUAUGUGCUUUAGCAGAUGGAAUUGAAGAUGUUUCUAUUAUACCUGUAGGAUUAUCAUAUUCUAAACUUUAUCAAUUGCAAGGUUGUGUGACUUUAUUCUAUGGAAAUGCAAUAAUGAUAUCCCAAGAUUUAUGUAAAGAUUAUAAUAAUAAUCAUAGAGAAACAAUAAGUAAAUUGCUAACAAAAAUAGAAGAAGGUAUGAGAAGCUGUAUGUUAACAUCGAAAGAUCAUGAAACAAGUAGAUGUAUAGAACUAUGUGUUAGCUUAUAUACACCUGAACGAAUGACCAUAUCAAAAAAUAAAAUUUAUAAUAAUUUACAAUUAUUCUGUAAAAUGUUUUGGAAAUUCGGUAAUACAAAAGUUAUUAAAAAUUUAUGUUAUCAAUUACAAUGUUAUGAAAAGUUAUUACAAGCAAAUAAAAUAAAAGAUGAUGAAGUAUGGAUGCUUAAACAAUCCACUUCAGCAGCAACCUUAAAAUUCAUUGAGCAUAUUUGUAGUGUUAUUUUUUGUGUAAUUUUUGGUAUGACAUUUUCAUUAUUAUGGUUACCUUUAGUUUUAAUUUCUAUACAUUUAGCUGAAAAACAUAGAGAAGAUGCACUUAAAAAUAGCACCGUAAAAAUUCAAGGUUGUGAUGUAGUAUCUAGCUAUAAAGUUUUAGUAUUAAUUGUUUUAUUACCAACUUUUAAUCUUUUUUAUGGUUUAAUUUUUAGUCUUUACCUUUACGAAACAUGGAUAAAAAGAAUAAUAUUUACAUUUUUAAGUAUAUGCAUACUACCAAUAUGUUAUUAUAUUAAUUUAAACUAUUCCGUUCAAAUUCCUACUUUAUUAAGACAAAUGAAAAUUUUAUUAAAAGUUAUAUGUGGAAAGAUUAAUGUUUGGAGAGAUAAUGAAAGAGAAUUAAUUAGUACAAGACAUGAACUUCAAUUGAAAGUUCGUGAAUUAGUAUCAACUUUAGGACCUAAUGUUUCGGAUGAUUUUCUUGAACAACUAUAUAGAAAUAUUCCGAAAUUUGUUGUUGAUGCAGAUACAAAAAGAUUAAUAAGAGGAAAAGAUGAAUGGGUUCCUAUUUUACAACGUUCUCAGUUGGAAUAUAAAGAAGAAAUUUUGUAA
Messenger RNA from Plasmodium gallinaceum, 1752 nucleotides. Its product is annotated as glycerol-3-phosphate acyltransferase, putative. Lineage: Eukaryota; Apicomplexa; Aconoidasida; Haemosporida; Plasmodiidae. Gene Ontology annotation, biological process: phospholipid biosynthetic process. The transcript has a single exon. The record is from RefSeq and is a predicted model, not a curated record. Gene Ontology annotation, cellular component: endoplasmic reticulum membrane. Gene Ontology annotation, molecular function: glycerol-3-phosphate O-acyltransferase activity; glycerone-phosphate O-acyltransferase activity. The coding region runs from base 1 to 1752 and encodes 583 amino acids.